AUGGCGCUCGCAGACGUCGAAGUAUUCGAAGACGCAGUUCCCCUGGUUCGUAGCUGUCCAGCCCUCAACGAGAUUCGCACUUCGGGAGAUUUCAAAGACCUCACCAUAGAGGUAGCUCUCCUUCCUGUUACCGUUCUUUACACGGAAAUUUGUUCGUGUUUGUUAGGUGAAGCACGGCGCUAUUCUCAAUGCUCAUCGAAUAAUACUAGCAGCUCGCAUUCCGUCAUUGCGAGCUGCUCUCAGUGGCGCCCUCGGGAAGGAUAAUUCGGUGCUCAAAUGGCCGACGGUGCCUCUGAAGUAAAAUCAUCCUCCUUUCUCUGAUUUUGCUUUUGCACUUUCUAGCCUCGCAAAUUCACUCCUCCAGUAUGUGUACACCGGGCGGUUGCAGAUGACCCAAGCGAAUGCGAUGGCCAUAGUGAUGUUUGCGAAAAUGAUGAAACUGUCUGAUCUGGAGAAUUGGGGAGUGCAAUUCAUGGCCAACAGGUAAAUAUGUGCGGGUUCUUUCUGUUUAACUGUCGGCUGUAAAGAGUGAAUUUAGAAAAUCUGGCUACCACAUGGGACUUUGCCAAAUCUGUGCGCAUGGAAUCCCUGAUGGAGACUUGCAUCAAUCUGAUGCAAGAGCAGUUUAGGAGUUUCGUCUCGUCUGACCUCUUUGUUCGCCUACCAGCUGACACCGUGCUGACUUUGUUGCGAAACGACUAUCUGUCAGUUGACUCCGAGGAGGCAGUUUUUGAGGCGAUUUCAAGCUGGGUGGCUGCCGGAGAUAAAGAGUGCGAUAAUGAGAGACUGAGAUUGCACGCUUCGGAAAUGCUAAAGGAGGUUCGUUGGUGUCAGACGACUCUCCAAUUCCGCAGUCGCCUAGUCGAUAGUCAUCCAAUUUUCCAGGAUAGCAUCAGUUGUGCGUAAGUAUAUGCUCUUCCAGUUCGCAAUUUAUUUUCUAAUGAAAGUCGUUUUAUGUCUCAGGUGGAGCAGUGGAUGUGGUUCGCAGACAAGGACAAACCGCCGUGUCCCUUCAACCAACGUCGGAGAACGCAUCCUGCGAUCUUCUUCGUAUUUGGAGAGGACGAAGAUCAGGACAGGUGGUCUGUUCUGCGUUUCAAUCCCUACCUGGAAAAGGAAGAGAGGAUUGCUGACAUGGAGAAGCGCAAAUGGGCCACCCACAGUCUCGUGGGCGGUGAGUUGCCUGACAGUUACGCACCGCCUCUUCUGCGCAUCUGCCUUGUUUUCCUCUUUGUCUAAUUUCACCAGUUGGUGUCUCUUUUUGCCGGAAUUAUAACAAACACACACACAGUCCUGCCAGUGCAGCUGCCAUCGCCACACAAUGCGUAGGAUUGCAGUAGCAGUAAUUGAGGGGUUUUGAGGUGUCCGAGUUGUCCAUUCGCCCGGCCUGUCCCGACGCGUUUGCUGUUUUCCGUCUUCAAUUUACCCAACCGUGUCUCCACCUGCGUGGUCUGUGUCCGUCACUGGCGGCUAUUGAACUGGGAGAUUUGUCCAUCCACGUCUUUUUGUCUGACGAUGAUGACAUUCCCCCUCUUUCUGUGAACUACACGCCUUUUUAUUUUAUCUUUCCUAUCUCCUUUUAUCUUUCUUCAACGCAAUUUUAUAAAAAAAAAUUUCUGCUCCACACCACCCCCACGGAAGAGGGCAUUUUCGUGGUUGGAGGAGACACUGCGCAACAGGAAAACUCCACGAGUGUCGAGGAGUUUCUGGUGGGAGAACGGCGCUGGCGCAAACGGGCGUCCCUCGCAGUUGGACGCAGCUUGCACGCAGCCGCAGUUGUGACGGAAGCCGGAGGGGAGGCGCUGAUCGGCGUUUUCGGUGGAGUAAACGAUAACGAUGGAUGCCUUUCCUCUUGUGAAGUCUAUGAAGUCAGUCGGGACAGGUGAGAGCACACUCGCCCUGGCGCCUCCUUUUUUUUCUUGCAAAAUCUUCCUGUUUUGCCUUCUCACUCGUCUCCUCCUCCUCCCCCCAACACACAGGUGGUUCAAACUGCCUGAUCUGCGAGAGAAGAGGAACUCCACAGCUGCUGCCUGCCUGCCCGGCGACAGUAGAGUCUUCAUUUUUGGCGGCCGGAAUGGCCCCUCCUCCUGCCUGGCUUCUGUGGAGUUCUGCCACCUGCGAGCAGACUGGCGAGAGAGGACGACCUCGUCGGACUUUUGGCAGCCAGCCGCACCCAUGAGAACUGUAUGCGAGGGGCUGGCAGCGACACACUUUCGGGGGAAAAUCAUUGUCGCCGGGGGAUAUGAUGGAAAGAGAUUAAACGUGGUGGAGAUGUUCACACCACCAGAUGCCAAGUGCCCCCUGGGCCAGUGGACAGAGCUGGCCGGCAUGAAGGAACCCCGCGCGUUUUUCGCUCUUCUCACCUCCACCGACGACGCCAUCUUUGCUCUCGGUAAUGAUGCCUCCUCCUUCUUUGCUCUACACUGAUUGCAUUCCUUCUCCACUUUCUCCUCUUUUUCAUGCCAUUCCAUGGCCUUUUCUGUGUAAGUCCUUUUUAUGAGGAAGAUUGAGACAUCCCAUGCAUGGCCUUUCGUAAACACAACGAGGUUAGAGCCGAUGGUAGGCUGUUUGUAGUGCAAAUCUUUUGCUUAUUAAAACAGAUUUUUACGCGAAUUACGCAACCGAGAGGUUAAAGCGCCUUCAGUAGAUACUGCGUUCAAAGCUUACUCAGUCUACUCUGAGUUUUAUUGAAAUAAAUUUUUGUCUAGCGGUAUUGUGCAAAUCGUAUGCUAAUUUUUCUAUUUUGAUAUUUAUGAAGAUAGAAUUUCACUGGAAUUAUUCACAAUUUGCAGGCUGUUGGAAUGGAUCCGGAAACACGGUGGAGACUUUCACAGCACCAGGCGGGCCAGCUGAUGUCAGCAACGACUUGACAGCUUGGAGUUGGUCGUCGAAGAAACCACUGGAGACGCUCGCAAAGAUCGCAGGAGCUGCAAGCAUUCGCAUGUAA
Molecule: messenger RNA, 2947 nt
Organism: Spirometra erinaceieuropaei
Lineage: Eukaryota; Metazoa; Platyhelminthes; Cestoda; Diphyllobothriidea; Diphyllobothriidae
Source: the annotation of a GenBank genome assembly